Molecule: messenger RNA, 189 nt
Organism: Puccinia triticina
Lineage: Eukaryota; Fungi; Basidiomycota; Pucciniomycetes; Pucciniales; Pucciniaceae
Exons: 2
Coding region: 1-189 (62 amino acids)
Source: RefSeq, a predicted model, not a curated record
AUGUUCAGUGGACACCGGGGCCUCUCGCAUUUUCCCUCAUAUCCGCCCCCCGCCGGCCCCGUAAUUCUUGCCAUCCUCGUUAUCAUUAUCAGUUCCCAUCUCCGCGCCCAAUUCUUGUAUAAUACGCAUCCGCCACCCCGCCGAUUCACGCCCGCCCGCGCCCUGUAUCUCCCGACCCCGCCCAUCUAA